Molecule: messenger RNA, 4899 nt
Organism: Sabethes cyaneus
Lineage: Eukaryota; Metazoa; Arthropoda; Insecta; Diptera; Culicidae
Exons: 3
Coding region: 1-4899 (1632 amino acids)
Molecular function (GO): nucleic acid binding
Source: RefSeq, a predicted model, not a curated record
AUGGAGCUCGACGCCCAAAGAACGAUGUUGGAAGAAAAACUGAAACAAGAACAGGAAAUGUUAAAUAGUCAGCUGGCGGCGGAGCAGGAAUUCGUAAAACAGCGAGACAUUAUUCGAAACCAGCUGAUCAGCAGUCGUCAGAAUGUCCAGUCAUUAAUGAACGCCGAAGGCAUCGUGUUGCAGGAGCAAACCAGCAAAAAGGUGAAAACUUGGUUAGAAAAUCAGGAGAAGGUUGUAGCGAAGCCAGGAGGAGACGUUCGCGGAGCAUAUAAAAAGGGUGGGAAGCCAAAACUCGACGCGACGCUGGAAGAUCCAAAAAAUAAAUUCAACCGUACGCUAUUUGAGGAUGAACUGUUGCCGGCUAGCGAGGAAGGUACGGACCACGACGGGUACGAUGAAACCGCUGACACGGACGGGAGUGACGAUGUACAACAGGCUGGUGCCCCUGGGAGUCAAGUUGUGACAGUUGAAAAAAUAUUCAAGUUGACUCGCGAACAGAUUGCCACAAGAAAGGUAAUCUCCAAAACGCUCCCUAAAUUUAAUAGAGAUCCAGAGACAUGGCCGUUAUUCAUUAGUAGCUUCGAGCACACUACUAAAGCUUGCGGAUAUUCCAAUAUCGAGAACCUGGAUCGUUUGCUGAACAGUUUAGAGGGAGAAGCAUUUAAUGCAGUGAGGAGUAUGCUGGUGCUCCCAGAGUCAGUACCUGAAGUGAUUCAGGACCUACGUCGAUUAUUUGGACAACCAGAAAAACUACUGCGUACUUUGCUAAAUAAAGUCAGACGUGUUUCGCCGCCGACAACAGACGAUCUUCAAACCUUCGUCACAUUCGGCAUAACGGUCAAACACCUAUGCGAUCAUUUAGAGGCUGCGCAUCUUCUGGACCAUCUCCGUAACCCGUUGCUAGUGCAACAAUUAGUAGAAAAGCUGCCCCCAGAAUAUCAAAUGAAAUGGGUAGAGUACAAACGCGCAAAAAAGGGAACGCCGCUACGAUUGUUUACAGACUAUAUCACGUGUAUUGGAGAUGUCGCAUCCGAAGCAGUAGCCUAUUCUAUGACAGCGAGCGAAGCAGUACGAUACCCUAAAACUAAGUUCUCCAAAACGAAAGAGUUCGUAUACAUUCACGAGUCGGUAGACGAGCAAGUACAAGAAAUGCGAAGUGAAAAGGGUACUAAAGCAUGUUGGAUCUGUAACCGAACGGACCACAGAAUCCGAUUUUGUGAUGAUUUCCGGAAGAUGAAUAUUGUAGAACGGCUGGAAGCGGUAGAGAAGCAAAAGUUAUGUGGUAUCUGCUUGAAUAAACACGGCGACAAACCGGGCGGGUUUAAGUCGCGUUGUACUAUUACAAACUGUAAGGGUGCACAUCAUACACUGUUGCAUCGGGUACAAGAAUCUGUGCAACUUCAGAAAAUUGAGUGCAGUAUACAGAAGCAUGCUCAUCGAUCAAUUAUUUUCCGUAUGACACCGGUAACGCUAUAUGUAGCAGAUAAGCAGUAUGAUACUUUAGCGUUCCUCGACGAGGGGUCGUCCACCACAUUGGUAGAAGAAACAGUAGCAAAACAGUUAAAUGCGACCGGAGUUCAGGAGCCGUUGAUCGUCACCUGGACGGGAAACAUUAAUCGUUUCGAAAACAGUUCCCGUAAGGUGGAAUUAAUGCUGUCGGCUCGAGGUUCGUGUGAGAAGAUUUGUUUGGCGAAUGUCAGAACAAUAUCGGAAUUGGUAUUACCGAAACAAGGCAUGCAAUUUGCAAAACUAGAAAAACAGUACCCUCACCUGGCUGGCUUGCCGGUGAGAGAUCAUCCAGCGGAACGAGCGUCUAUCUUAGUGGGUCUCGAUAAUAUACAUUUGUUCGCGCCCUUGGAGUCACGUGUGGGGCAACAAUAUCAACCGAUCGCUGUACGUUCAAAAUUAGGCUGGACGGUAUAUGGUCCAGAAAAGCAAAAACAUUUAGCAAGUACCUAUCUUAACAUGCAUUCAGUCACGCCAGUGACCAAUCAACAGCUACAUGAUUUGAUGCGCACGCAGUACACUUUGGACGAUGUUGGGGUUGCAAUAUUUUGCUUACCAGAACCUAAAGAAGAACAACGAGCCAAAUCAAUUUUAAAAGCGACAACGAAGCGAAUAGGCGAACGAUAUGAAACCGGGCUGCUGUGGCGAGAGGAUAUAAGACGAUUCCCAGACAACUAUCUGAUGGCAACACAAAGAUUAAGGGCAUUAGAACGCAAACUGGAUAAGCAUCCGGCGUUAAAGGUUAACGUGGUGCAGCAAAUAGAGGACUAUCAAAUCAAAGGCUACGCACAUAAGAUAACUGAAGCUGAAAUUAAUAACACGCCAAGUUCUGCGAUCUGGUAUUUACCGAUAAAUGUGACUCUAAAUCCACACAAGCCCGGCAAGGUAAGGCUCGUCUGGGACGCUGCCGCGUCUGUAAAGGGUAUAUCGCUGAAUUCGGAACUACUAAAGGGCCCAGACAUGCUCGCCUCUCUUCCGAAAGUCAUAUGCCAUUUCCGGGAGCGUCCGAUAGCGAUAGGAGGGGACAUCCAAGAGAUGUACCACCAGAUUCGCAUUAGGUCUGAAGACAAACAAGCGCAGCGGUUCUUAUUUAGAUCAGACCCGAUGGAGAUACCACAAGUGUAUGUCAUGGAUGUGGCCACAUUUGGUGCUACUUGUUCGCCGAGCUCCGCACAAUUUGUUAAAAAUUUGAAUGCGGAGCAGUUUGCGAAAAGGUAUCCUGAGGCUGCAGCUGCGAUCAUAAAUAGGCACUAUGUGGACGAUUAUUACGAUAGCUUAGAUACUGUGGAAGAUGCUAUCCAAAGGGCUAAGGAAGUGAAAUAUAUCCACGCGAAAGGCGGCUUUCAUAUCAGAAAUUGGCUAUCAAAUUCAGAAGAGUUUCUUAGGCAACUUGGUGCAGGCAGUAGAAUGGAGACAGUUCACUUCAACCAUGAAGCUAGCACAGAAUGUGAGCGUGUAUUGGUAAUCGCUUUUGAGCCAGCCUCAGAUAGGUUCUGCUUCACAACCACGACCAAAAUAGAGGAGAUGACGGUUGAUUGCGAAAAUUAUCCGACCAAGCGAAUCGUGCUCAGCGUAAUAAUGGCGCAGUUUGACCCUCUCGGAUUCAUAUCUCCUAUAACCGUGCGUGGAAAGAUGCUUAUUCAGGAUCUUUGGAGAACCGGGUGUGAAUGGGACGAACCCAUCGACACGGUGUCGUUCGCCAAAUGGACGCGAUGGAUAAGAAUGAUGAAAGGGCUUGAGGUACCGCGUAGCUAUUUUGGGGAUGCCAAGUCUGGAGAGAUCAAAAAUAUAGAGCUGCACAUAUUCGCUGACGCUAGCGAAUCGGCUUACGGAUGCGUUGCAUAUUUUCGUGCAAGCGUGAGAGGCGAAAUUGCAUGCGCGCUGGUCAUGGGUCGUUCGAAGGUAGCUCCACUCAAACAGAUCUCAAUACCACGUUUAGAGCUUAUGGCCGCAGUCCUUGCUGCUCGAAUGUCACGAACGGUGUGCGAAAACCAUAGCUUCGCCAUUGAGAAAAUCGUGUACUGGAUUGAUGCGAGUGUUGUGCUGUCGUGGAUUAGAUCCGACCAGCGUAGAUACAAACAGUUUGUUGGAUUUAGAAUAGGCGAAAUCCUCAGUUUAACUAAAUUGGCUGACUGGCGUUGGGUACCGACUACACUCAAUGUAGCGGAUCAACUCACGAAAUGGGGAACAGAUCCAGAACUGCAUUCAGAUAGUGUUUGGUUAAGGGGGCCGAGGUUCCUAUACCAAAGCGAGCACGAGUGGCCUAAGAGAGAGUUACCUCCAGCGAACACGACCGAAGAACUACGCAUCCACUUAUUGCUGCACGAUGUGAAGCUACAAGAUAAUGUCAUCGACGCAACUCGCAUUUCAAAAUGGGCUGUGUUAAAGGUAAAAGGGCUACCGAUCGAGACAUUGAAACCAACAGGUUGGCAGCUGAAAUUAUUAAAGCCAAACAGGAUUACACAUGCACGAGUACCGCUGCGGCAAGAAGAAUAUGAAAAGGCAGAGCAGUAUUUGCUGAAAGCAGCGCAGGAGGAAUGCUUUGCAGACGAAAUUAAGGUACUGAAACGAAACGAGAAUCGUCCGAUAAACCAACGGCUCACAGUUGAAAAGUCUAGCUGCCUGAGCAAACUUACACCUUUAAUUGAUGAAGCGGGAAUCAUUCGAAUGGAAGGCCGUUGUGCACGUGCAGAGACGCUGCCCUUUGACCUACGCUUUCCGAUAAUUUUACCGGCAGGACGCGGUGGAGUUUCAACCCCCCAGCAGCCCCACAUGGGAGGUGUCUGGGAGCGCAUGGUCCGCUCGGUCAAGGAAGCCUUGAGAGCCCUAGACGAUGGUAAGCAGCUAACGGACGAAAUUCUGCAGACAGCCAUCGUAGAAGCAGAGGAUAUGAUCAACUCGCGACCACUGACGUAUGUGUCUCAGGAUGCCCCUGAAGCAGAUGCGCUGACCCCGAAUCAUUUUCUUCGGGGUCCUCCGUCUGAUCUGCAAAAUGUAGCAUUGCCGUCUCCACAUCCGUCCCAAGCGCUCAGAGAUACACAUAAGCGUUCUUGCCAGGUUGCCAGUGGAUUAUGGCAACGAUGGAUCAAGGAAUAUGUUCCGUCGUUGAACAAAAGGAGUAAAUGGUUUGGCGAAACAAGACCUCUUAAGGCUGGUGACUUGGUCUACAUCGUAGAAGGUGGCAGUAGGAAGUGCUGGGUACGUGGCGUAGUGGAAGAGCCAAUACUGUCAAGCGACGGGCGCAUUCGGCAGGCGUGGGUGCGCACCAAGACGAAAAGGUAUAAACGGGCGACAAGUAAUCUGGCAGUGCUUGAAAUCGAUGGUAACGCCGAUCCAGAUGUGACUUCCGGAUCAGGGUUACGGGCCGGGGAAUAUGUUGGAAACACUGCUUGA